Messenger RNA from Notechis scutatus (mainland tiger snake), 1593 nucleotides. It is a transcript of the gene MRM1, whose product is annotated as mitochondrial rRNA methyltransferase 1. Gene Ontology annotation, cellular component: mitochondrion. NCBI's taxonomy places the organism in Eukaryota, Metazoa, Chordata, Lepidosauria, Squamata, Elapidae. Gene Ontology annotation, biological process: rRNA methylation. The record is from RefSeq and is a predicted model, not a curated record. Gene Ontology annotation, molecular function: RNA binding; rRNA (guanine) methyltransferase activity.
AACCCAACCCACGUGGCGCCGAGGUCGGUAGAAGUUGCCGUAAAACCCUAAAAUCUCUGGCUUGGCGAAAAGAGCAGGUUACCCAUGAAGAAGUAGACUUAGAAUGGUCCCUCUCCGUCCCUUUAACGCUGCCUUCCGAAAAGCGGCAAAGUUGCCCUUUGUUAGUUGUCUUGCCGCUCCUUUUAAGAGCGUCUGCUACUUCUCCACGCAGAAAAAACCGCCAUUGUUGGAAGAUCAGCCUCUCAAGGAAGUCAGCAACGAAGAAACUGCAGCUUUGCAGCCUGGCCGUUCCCCAGAAACGUCGAAACGUCAGGAAACUCGCCGGUUGAACUCCACACCGCAUCCCCGUGGGAAAAACAACCGCCAGGGGGAUGUUCCUGAGAAUAAACCCUUCCCAAAAUUCCGCACCAAAGCUCUGCCAUCCACCAUUAAGGAAGAAUUCCGGAACCUGAGAAAUGACGAUUUUGUCUCCAAGCAGAAAAAGCCGCAGAGACAUCUUUGUCUCCCGGAAAGGAAUCAAGGCUCGGAGAUCUUGUUUGGGACAGCCCCCUGCUCCUUGGCCCUUGGAGGGUCCAAGAGGAGGUUUUUCCAGCUCUUCCUCAAAGCGAGUCGAGAUGGAACAUCUCCCGGGGCAGAAAAAUUCUCCCAGUAUGCCGAGGAACGUGGCAUCCCGGUGAAAAGGGUGCAGAAGAAGGUCUUGGAUGCUCUUUGUAAAGGGGGAGUCCAUCAGGGGGUGUGUUUGGAAGCCUCCCCUCUCCGCCCCCUGGCAUGGCAGGAAGGGCCACUCCACCGAGCCCCGGUUGGCAAGGGGUCGCAGCGCAUCUGGCUGGUUUUGGAAGGGAUACACGAUCCCAUGAAUUUGGGGGCGGUCCUGCGGACGGCGCACUUCCUAGGGGUGGACGGGAUGGUGAUGAGUCAAAGGAACAGCUGCUCCCUGACGCCCGUGGUUAGCAAAGCCAGCUCUGGCGUCAUGGAGGUUUUCGAUGUAUUUAGCACCGAUGAUGUUCAAGAACUUCUUAAGACAAAAUCCGAAGAAGGCUGGGAAAUUCUCGGGACGGUUGGCCACGGAAAGAUUCCGGAAGACAUUCCGGUGGCUUCUUGCUCAGACUUUCGCUGGAUUGAACCCACCGUACUGUUACUCGGAAAUGAAGGUUACGGCCUACGUCCAGAGACACAAAUGCUAUGCCACAGGAUGUUGACCAUCACUCCAGGAAGGGAUUUGGAAUUUGGAGUGGAGUCCUUAAACGUGUCAGUGGCAGCUGGCAUUCUUUUGCAUGCCAUAUGCAACCAGAGAAAUACAUCUGAAAUACACCCCAGAGUUACUGCAUCUGAAGGCGAAGGAGCAGAGUCUACGGCUGCAACAGACUGCAACCAGAAGAACGAGCCAACAAACAUCCUGGCCUAGAAGAAUUCUGCGCCAUAGAGAGGAACCCAUAAAAUGGAGGCAGCCAGCAAGGCGGCCAGGAUCUAUUUUCACUGCAUGUUGUUUGUCCUUUAUCUGCACUUUGGAAUUUUAGGGGUACUUGGCAUCCUCCUUUGCAAAAUUUGAAGAGCAUCUUGUCCUACCUGAAAACAAUAAACACCUUCCUGGUA